AGAUUGACUCGAUCAUCGCCUUUGAUGUAAAUGCACUAUAACAAAAGAAACUCCCAUAACAAUGGGUAGAAUGUUUUUCUUUUUGUCGACAUUUCUUGUCUUUAGCUGUUCACUUAAUGUGUCGAUAGUUGGAUCCACAGAGGUAGUGGAACUCCGACGGGAAAUACGGAUGCUGGAGCAAAGAUUGCAAGCACUGGAGGUUAAGAUCAAUAAUACCUCAACCAAUCGAACACUUCCCAUCGCCUUUACAGCCUGUUUGGGAACAAGCCUUAGAACACUUGGACCUCAACAACGAAUGGAAUUCAAUGAAGUGAUCUUAAAUGAAGGCGGGGCAUAUGACCCACGGCAUGGAAUAUUUCGGGCACCUGCUACUGGAAUCUAUCGAUUUGUUGUUACAUUUAUCAAUAAGCCUUAUCUUGAAGCAUUGGUAGAAAUUGUUAAGGAUGGAAUUCUGCUUAGUCGCGCUUAUAGUGAUUACCGUCAACACAGCGAAGGGACAGUGCAAGUCAACGUUAAGUUACAGUCUGGUGAAGAUGUGUGGUGUCGAAAUGCAUUUUCUUCAAAAUCCAUCAUCUUGCAUCCUGAUGGAAAAUAUACGUGUUUUUCUGGGUUUCAAAUCUUAUGAUCCGAUGACUAAAACGUAUGCAUAAAGAACGAGGGCUUUUGAUUGGCAUUCUACAGGAAUCUGGGCGUACUUGAAAAGUGAAAAUGUUAUUGACAUGUCACAUGAAAUUUUAAUAUUUGUGUUAUUUCUCGGGUUCCUGUGAAAUGGGA
Molecule: messenger RNA, 774 nt
Organism: Saccostrea cuccullata (small rock oyster)
Lineage: Eukaryota; Metazoa; Mollusca; Bivalvia; Ostreida; Ostreidae
Product: multimerin-2-like
Exons: 2
Coding region: 62-625 (187 amino acids)
Molecular function (GO): protein binding
Source: RefSeq, a predicted model, not a curated record